Molecule: messenger RNA, 1646 nt
Organism: Medioppia subpectinata
Lineage: Eukaryota; Metazoa; Arthropoda; Arachnida; Sarcoptiformes; Oppiidae
Source: the annotation of a GenBank genome assembly
AAUCAAAUGUGGUUUUGAUUAUUAAAGAGAGAAAUAUUUUUUAUAAACAUUUUUUAAAUACUUAAAUUACAUACGAUUUAUCACUGAAUGUCAAUCAAUGGCUUUACAAAGAGAUAGAUUGACACUAAAUACUGAGUUAAGGCAUCUGUCGAUCAAAGAUCGGAUCCAAUUGUCGACAAUCCUAGACAUUGACCACAAUUGGAAACUAUUGGCGGCUAUUAUACCGAAACCGGACGGAAUGGACGGCUCUUUGAUCACAAGUUCUAACGUUAAAGUAUUAGAGGAUUUGCUCAAAAUAGGCAAAAGUCCGACUCAAGCCUUACUUGACUUUUGGGGAACGAGUGGUAGAAAACGGGCCACAAUUGAAGACUUUAUAAAACUAUUAAAUUCUUGUCGACUAUACAGAGCCUCACUAUUCCUAUGCAACGAUAUCCUUAAACUCGAAUCGUUUGAUCACUUGAUUGAUAUCAAUUGCAGUGACAGUUAUUUGGACACCGAAUCCAUUAAUAAAAUGACAAACAAUUUGAAUCUCAAUACUAAAGGCAACACUAGUUUUGGUGACGAUAAGAGUUUUGCAGGCAAAGGGUUCAGUGAAUUAUCAACAAAUCUGUGUCACCAACCGAUGGAUAAGAUGGACGCAAAGAAUUGUUUCUUAGAUCCGUCGGCGCCCAACGAGUCUCUCAUUAGUUUUAGUACUUUAGAGGAUAAUAACGCACAGAAUAUAGUCAAUGAAAAUAUAAUGCAAUACUCUUAUGAAGAGAUCCGUCGCGCGACCAAUGAUUUUGCUGACCAUAAGUUAGGCGAAGGAGCCUUUGGGGCCGUAUAUCGGUGUCGACUCCGACGGGACUCGGAUUUCAUUGCUGUCAAGCGAUUGAAAAGUGAUUUUCAAAAGCAAUUCCUCUCCGAACUCAAAGUGAUGACUAAAUUCUCACAUAAAAACUUGUUAUCAAUUUGUGGCAUAUCUUGUGAUGGGCCGUCGCUUCUCAUAAUUUACCACUAUAUGUCCAACGGAUCUCUUCAGGAAUGUCUAGAAAAACGGCCGCAAUGUCUCAGUUGGAGUCAAAGGCUGGCCAUCGCAUUGGGAACCGCUAGAGGUAUCUGCCAUUUGCAUACAUUUGAUGCCAAGCCAUACGUUCAUCGAGACAUCAAAAGUGCAAAUAUAUUACUCGACAACGAUUUGAACGCACGGGUCGGCGAUUUUGGAUUAGUACGGGUCGGCAGCGGCGCUGACAAUACGUCUACUAAACCGUUGGCCACUACUAUAAUCGGGACGACUAUUUAUAUGGCACCGGAAGCCUAUCGCGGAGACAUAAGCGUAAAACUGGAUUCAUUUAGUUUUGGUAUAGUUUUGCUGGAAUUGGUGUCGGGUCUGAAGCCGUACGACGAGAGCCGCGAAGGCUUUGAUCUGCUCUCGUAUGUCGAGGAAAGAGUGGCCGACUUAGACGAAGAGGACGAGCGCUCAAUUGUCCGCACGAUUGGCGACCAAUCGAUCGGACCGUUGGACGAGAGAAUAGCCGCCGAAUUGUAUCGAAAUUCGCGCAAAUGUGUGGAACAGCGCAAGAAAUACAGGCCCGCAAUGACAGAGGUUUUGCAGUCUUUGGAGUGUUUGGAAAGAAAUUGAGUUCACAUUUGAUUUUUUACGAGAG